Molecule: messenger RNA, 3820 nt
Organism: Canariomyces notabilis
Lineage: Eukaryota; Fungi; Ascomycota; Sordariomycetes; Sordariales; Chaetomiaceae
Exons: 7
Coding region: 357-3659 (1100 amino acids)
Biological process (GO): positive regulation of DNA-templated transcription
Cellular component (GO): mediator complex
Source: RefSeq, a predicted model, not a curated record
CUCCGUACAGUUUACAUACUUGCAUCUUCAAAGCUCGGCCACUGUUGUACUGGCUCAAGUACAACCGCCACAAGACGAUGUAUACAUUUUGUUAACGAACUGCCACAUUGCUCACCGUGGUUUUGGAUGCAUCAUUACAAAUUGCAUCGUUAAGCUGAUUAUUUUAUUCCGUUCACAGUUCUACGGUCACAGUUUAAAGUUGCACCUGUUGAGCUUCCCUCAGAAUCAAGGAGCUGAGGUACAAACAUCUACUUGACUCUCUCGCCGAGCACUGCAUAAUCGGGCAUACCCGUCUCUGGGGCCCGUCCGCGGGCGACUCGAUCAGCUCGCUGUCGAGUGCGGAUCCCGUUCCCAGAAUGGCCGCCCAGGACAUGACCCUCCUCCUGGAGGGAGACGCAAUGAAUGUCGAUGCAGGAAUCCAAGGCAUUCAGGGCAUCCAGGGAAUCCAGGGAAUCCAGGGAAUUCAGGGCAUAGAAAACGCCAUGGCAUUGGACGAGGUUGACCUGUUCGGUGACCCCGUCAUGGGCAAUGCCCUUGCCGGUUUGCCGGCUCGCCCGCCAUUGAGCAAGCAGCUGCAGCAACGUCUCGAUGAGCUGCGUUCCCGCGGCUGCUGCCAGGGCAUCGCUUGGUCUCGUCAGGGCACCAUUGCUGCCAUCUCCAAGGACGGCAUGUCCAUCGACCUGCGGUUUAUCCGCUGCAACCCUCAAAACGGCGACUGGGACAUGAGCGAGCCGAGCCCCUGGUCUAACGUCUCGCAAGGGCCCUCUUCCAGCCCCGCCUCCACUUCUUCUUCCAGCCUUACCCUGACCUCGGCCGGUGCCCCCUUUGUCCACCUCGCCUGGGCACCAACAAGCACCCUCGACCUCGCCGUCCUUGACGCUCUCGGUCGCCUCACCAUCCUUACCUUCUCCAUCACUCUUAACCGCGGCUACCUCGCUCGCCGCUGGGACAGCGACCCCGUCGAUGAUCUCCAUGCCGUAGUCGGCUGCUAUUGGCUGCCCUUGGGCGUCCAUCCGAGCAGGCAGGUCUACGCAGCCUAUGGCCCUGCAGUCUGGGCGCAAAAUGAGUAUAGAUAUGAACACAAGGUUUACCCAGCCUUUGGCCCUUGGCAUCCCAACGUGGGCAAGAGCGCUCUGUUGUGUGUCACGACCAACGGUGUACUUAAACUCUUCUUUUCGCAAAACAACAACCGCAUUGAAGAAACCGCUCUCGAACUUGAGAGCGUUACGUGUUCCGACGAUCUGAUCACCCACGCAUCGUUGUGCUCCGACAUGAACACGCUCCUGAUUGCCCUCGCGACUUCCUCGAAACAGCUAAGGAUUGUGCGCGUCCAGAUUCAGUGGGGUCUGCCCCAAGUCGAUAGGCAGGUGCUCCCCGGCAGCAUGCCCCUGAGGCCCUCUCUACGCGAAAGCCAUGUUGCCGUUACCAGCUGGCUCCGCCGUGGCCCUGGCGAGUCGGCAGCCGACACGGCGUCGGCCCAGCUCUCGCACAUUGAGGUCCUCCCCUCCGCCAUGGAAUCACCGGGCCAGAUAGCCCCUGCUGUGGUUUUGACGGCGCGGUCAUAUAUCCCAAACGAAACCUCUCCAUACCACCAGGACUGUCAAACCAUCAUUGAUCGCUGGGAGUUGACACACGAGCAGUCGCAAUCGGUUCAUCCGGCCUUCGAACAGCUAGGUUCCAAGAACGGCGGCGGACCGGUUCCUCCUAACGUGACCCGUCUACGCUACCUAGGCCAGCUAACCAUACCCAAGAUCGUCGUAACCAUCCACACUAUGCAGCUUGGCAGAGUCAUCUGCUUUGCCUUUAGCGACGGUACUGUUCAGUAUAGGGACCGGUUCACCAUGAAUGAGGUGUACAACGAGCCUAGCCCCAGCAGCAUCAUGAGCCCUCUUCAGGCGGGUUUCCGCUUUGUCAAUGAUACCCCGUGUCUUCAAGUUGCUUUUUCACCUACCCAUUGCUCCUUUGUCCAGAUAUCCGAGGAUUGGACAAUAAAAUGGAACCGGUUACACUACCCAGUUGACGAGCCGAACAUGGCUCUACAAGGCACUCAACAGAGCGCCGUGCUGGCCGCGCUGAGCCUCGCCAUAGCCGGGGCGGGUACCAGCACUAGCUACGAUGAUAUUCUGGCCAUUGCCAGGCCAUUAACACAAAAGAAGCCAGAUUUCACAUAUGCAUGGAUCCGAGAAAUCGUCAACAUGCUGAAGAUCCCGGUAGAUUACUCCGAGGACGCGCAUCACGAGCAGCUCGUCAGAAACACGUUGCUGCAGCUUUGCCUCAGCAUCAUGAACCACCUGGGCUUUCACGGAGACUUUCAGCCCCGCUCAUUCUGCGGCAAGUUUUCCAUGCUGGCCCUGAGCGUGAGGAACAUGGUCAUCCUCGUCACCAUUGCUAGCAACGCGCCCCCCAAUCUCAAGGAAAAACUGAAUCCUCUGGACGAGCCCGAGGUGGUGGAGGCGCUGGCUGGAUGCGCAAAAUGGGUCGUCGUUCUGCUCUCCUGGCUGGCAGAUUGCCUCUUCCAGCUGCUCGACGACCCCGAGGUCAUGGCCAUGCUGGCGGACCCCAAGCGCUUCGCGGAACUGGCUGGUUACCUCCGGGCCCGGAACGACGUCUCGCUGCACUUGCUGCUCUGCUCCUCAACGCGCGGCUUUCUGUCUGCCGCCUGCCGCCGAAUCACCCACCUUGGGACGGUGAGCAGGAAGGCGAGAAUGUUCUACGAGGCUCAAAAACAACAAAUGCUGCAGCAGCAGCAGCAGCAGCAGCAGCAACAACAACAGCAGCAGCAGCAGCAGCAGCAGCAACAGCAACAGCAAAACACGGACUCUUCGGCCACACUCUCCUCGGCCACCAACCCAGGGCUGCACCAAGCCUACCUGAAGCUGCAGUACGCCGUCUCGUCAGCCCUGGUCAGCGUCGAGGCAUUUGAGCAGCUCCUGAGCGGGCUAGGCAAGGACAUCCAGACGGCGUACCGCACCAAUCUGUCUGGUGUGCUGCCAAAGCCGGGCCAGGGCGGCGGCGUCGCGGAUCAGCAGCAGCAACAGCAGCGCAACGAGGAGAUUAUGCGCAACGCCCAGACACACUGCGAGCUCGACAUGCUCCUGGCCGCCAACCCGCCGCCGACGCUCCGCGAGGUGCUCCUCCAUUUCUUUACCAACACCGUGCCCGCCUUCCGCGCCCAGACCGACCCGGGCAAGCUGUACUUUGCCGACUUUAGCCUGCUUGACGUUGACGACGACCCGGCCGCCCUAGCCGCCAGAAAGGCCUCCGGGAGGUACCUGGACGUGUUUAAGCGGGUUGAACUGCUGACGACGACCGCCACCACCAGCGGGCCUGGGACCGGAACCGGGCAGCCGCUAAACGGCGGCGGCGGCGCGAGGGGCGGCCGUGCCGAGGGGGUGAUCGCUAGGAAACCCACUAUCGCUAACGGAGGAGGGCUGUCGGCUGCGGCCAGAAGCGAUGGCGCUGCCACCGUGACAGCGGCCGGCGAAGAAGGAGGAGGUGGAGGAGGAGGCGGCGGCGGCCCUCAGUGGCGGCGCUGCGUGCGCUGCGCGUCCGUCAUGGAGGACGUGUGGGGUCAGAGGCCCGGCUUCACUUUCGUGCUGGCCCAGCAGAGGAAGUGCUCGUGCGGCGGGAAUUGGGGGUUGCUGCCUAGGGGAUCUUGAAUAUCAGGGGAAUACAGAACCAGGUAUCUUGCAUGGUUAAGUUUUGGUAUAGCUAAGGUGGGCAAUUGGUUUUGCACAGCUACGCCAUCAUUACAACAAGUUGAAUAUAUCAUGACUCGUAACAAUACCUAGAUAUUCAUACUACAUUUAUCUACCUACAU